AACUUCUAGUAUUGCUUAUAACGGAGAGGUUUGAUAUAGGUCUAUAGUUGUUUAAAGAAUUCCGAUCUAAAUUAGUUGUGACCAUAACAUGUUUUUGUCAAACUUUCAAGAAUCAGUGAAAUGCACUGACUUACAUUCAUUCUGUAUCAUUGAAAUAAUAGACUCAGUCUCUGACUACGCGCCAAAAGGAAAAAAGUGAUUUAAUUCUAGGCCCUGGCAACAGUAGCUAAGCAUGGAUUGUUCACACGUAAUAGAAUGUUCAAACUAGAACGCAAGGCAGUAUAUAAAGUGUCUCUGGUCCAGAUUUGAUCAGUUCUUUGCGAACACUCUUCGAAAGCAGACGACUGUGACUUUGCUCCGCAAGCUACUCUCCAUACAAAGCAGACGACUGUUUGACUUCGCUCCGCAAGUUUCUCAGCAGACGACUGUCUUUUCUUCAGAUCUACCCUGUGCUGACUAAGCUAGAAAAAAAUACCCUAAUAUUUAAUAUAAAUACAAAUAGAUAAUUGUUGUUAGAUUUUUUUUCUUGACAUCUACCGUGUGCUGAUCAGUAAAGCUAAGUUGGAUUAGCUAACAUCGUUAGCCUGUUUACACAAUUCGUUUUUGUUCAGCCAAUUAGCUUAUUUGAAUCAUAUAGGCCUAUUUAUCGAAUUGGUGGAUCGGUAACAAUUAUUUAGCAAAUUCAAAUAACGGUAUAAACUGACGUCUCUAAUACAGUAACCUAAAGCUAAUUUGGUUAGCGUUAAUAGGCUGGUCCGAAUUUGUUUAGUAGCCAACUGUAGUUGAAGUUGGCUGACAUAGGAUAGCCUUAAUCGGAUUGGAAAAUUGACAUUUUUCAAACCUUAAGGCUAGAGCUCUACUUAAAUCUAGCAAUUCUAGUCUAGACUGUAUAAUGCCAUCACGGAGCAGCAGGCGCCGAGCCUCGCGGCAGAGGAGAUGGUCUCUCUGGUGUUUUGCAGGUGCUGAUGUGAAGGAGACGGUGGACAUGGGGACGCAGACGGAGUGCCCGACCGUGGAGGUGGCCACCCAGGCGGACGGACCCGAGACGGCAGAGGCGACCACUCAGGCAGGUUGGGUGACAGCCGAGGCCAGCACUCAGGCUGCUUGUGGAACGGCUGAGGCCGGGAUACAGGCAGUGAGAGUAAUGGCCGAAGCUGGAUGUCAAUCUGUCUGGGCAACCAGCGAGGCCUCCGUCCAGGCGGCUGGGGUAACUGCUGAGGCUGACACCCAGGUGGACUCCACUGACGCGACCCCUUUGCUUGAUGCUGAGCUACCAGGAGCAUCUGUCCAGAGGACAACUGGUGCUGUUCCAGACUCCGGCUGGGCGGUCCAGAACAUGUACCAGACGGUGGCUUUUGAGUAUUCUGAGUUCUUCCGCAACGGCCAGAUGUGGGUGGAGGUGAAGCUCAGGUGUGAGGAGAGGCGUGAGGGUCCGUACCUCAGGCAGUACUGGUACCUCAUCAACAACUGUUCCCAAGAGACAGCUGAGGGAUUCCUGCCCUACGCCAACGGAGAGCUGCUCACUUACAUUGAGUGGUACUGUGGGAGCAUCACUGCGGUGUACUCACACAUCCACACACAGAUGACCACAGUUAUGGACAUAGGAGGACUCCUGUACGGCGAGACAUCGACCAGCUGCAGGGGUCUGUCCAUGGACGCUGCUGGAACCUGGACUCGCCUGGAGAGGACCGACACUCUGCGGAUGCCCCUGGACCAGUUCUUCACUCCUCAGCCGGACCCUGAUGACGACUCUGCUGGCCUCUUGGAAAUCGACUGGUAUCCUGGUGAUGACUCUCCUGGUCCUAAUCCUGACGCUGAUGGGUUCGACGCUGAUGGUUUCGAUGCUGAUGGAUUCGACGCUGAUGGAUUUGACGCUGAUGGUGACAACGCUGGAUUCGACGCUGCUGAUGACGACUCUGCUGAUGACGACGCUGCUGAUGACGACACUGGAUUCGACGCUGCUGAUGACGACGCUGGAUUCGACGGUGAUGAUGCUGCUGAUGACGACGCUGGAUUCGACGCUGCUGAUGACGACGCUGGAUUCGAUGCAGCUGAAGGAUUCGUCAAAGUUGCUGCUGUCGGCUCUCCUGCUCCUGGUCCUCACGCUGCUGAUGCUGCUGCUGCUGCCGACAACUCUACGGCCCCUGGAUUCGACGAUGCUGAUGCUGCUGAUGACGAUGCUGGAUUCGAUGCUGCUGAUGACGCCGUUGGAUUGGACACUGGAUUCGACGCUGCUGAUGGAUUGGAGGACGCUGCUGCUGUCGGCUCUCCUGCUCCUGGUCCUCACGCUGCUGAUGCUGCUGAUGCUGAUGCGGCUGGUACUGAUGCUGCUGCUGCUGACAACUCUACGGCCCCUGGAUUCGACGAUGCUGCUGGUUGGUCUGGUGCUCUCUCUGCUGCUGCCUCCGUUGCUAGCCAGGUUCCCUCUGUGUACUACCUCUUCCAGUCCACCGGUCUGGGGGACUUCCCCCUGAGGCUUGCUGGACUGAGGGACGCCUUCGCUGUCUUGCUUGAGCAGCCAGAGACAGCCAACUUCAUCGCCGUGACAGGGUCCAUGCUCCUGAAGAACUUGGCCACCCUCAAUGGAAAGGAUGCUGGUGCAACUCAGCAGGCCUUUGACGAGGUGGUGGCCUUCGCCCAGGCACCGACUCCCACCAUCACCACUGAGCUCCUGGAGGUUGGGAUCCACCAGCUCAACCUCCUGGAUGUGGUCUUCGAGCUGCUGCUGUUCAGAAACCUAGAGUUGGCGUAUGUGCGGCUGGUCCUUCAGGCACAGGGCGGGUUCCUGGAUCAUCUGGCAACAGUGGUCCAGUCCCUCCUGCCCUCUGAGGCGUGGCCACCCCAGGCAGCCCAGUGCUGGGAGCUCCUGCAGUCUGAGGCUAUCUCCUUCGUGUUGGAGAUCCUGUCCCUGGACGUGUCAGCGUACCACCAGCCCCAGCACCUGGCCCAGAGGGUCUUCAGCAGCCUGGAGCGCCGCAUCGACCAGCUGCUGAGCGUGAUGCCCUCUGGCUAAUAUCCCUUUCCCUCUUUAGUUUCGGUUUUGAAGGGUUUAGUUACUUAGGCUUAGUGGGGAUUAGAUUUUAGUGCACAAAACUUGGUACUUAGGACUGUAUGGGUUUAGUUUCCUAAUGCGUAGAAGGGUUUCAGUCUAGUGUUUAGUAUAAAUGGGUCAACUAAUUGCGUUGUAAGGUAAAGACCUCUGUAGGGUUUAGGUUUCAGAAUGAGGGUUUUGCUUUUAGGUUUUGGUUCUAUGAUUUAAUAUGGGUUUUUUUGGUGAUUAAUUGCAAUUAGUGUUUAGUAUUUUCGGUGGGGUAGGCCAGGGCAUUUGUUUAUCUAUGGUAUAGUGUGGGUUUGAACUAGUUUUUAGUUUUCAAUAUGAUUUUUUCAGCUUUACCCAGGUACUUAGUUUGGUUAAUUAUGACUGGAAAGUAGGAUUUCAUUUUAGUAUAAUGGACGGUUAUUUUGAGCGGUUAGCUUUCUCGUGUUUAGUGGGUUAGUGGAUGGAUUAGCUGUAGUUUUGAUUGAGGGUUAGUAGUUGGAUUUCGUAUGUUAAAGGGGCCCUAUUAUGCUAUUAAGGAUAACUUUCAUUGUUAAUAUAGUUACAGGACAAGUGCAUUAUUUUGAACAUUAAAGCCCCCUUUUUUUAGUUGUCUACAAUGUUCUAGAGCCCCCCUCAGUGUUUUUUGACGUUUGCUGCUUUCUCCAUUCUCCAUUAUUUGGAUUUAGUCUCAAUUGGCUUUACAAUGGCUGUCUAUGGAUAUCUAAUGUAUUCAUAAAAACCAACCUAAACAUUUGUUUUCAAAAGUAUGCAUCUCACUAAGUGGUUAGGGGUGUUCACUGGCAUUGAAGGUGAAUCAGCUUGAAGGGGAAAUACGGCUUCUGUCAUUUUUUAUUUCCAAUUUUGUGAAUAGAAGAAAAAAACGUAUUUACAAAAUGCUACAUAAAACAUGGAAACGCCAUGUUUCACUACGAAAAUUGUUAUGGAAAACCAGUAAAUACCCUUGAACAUUUAAUGAGUUGCAUAUUUUUUGGGGGGGAAAUGCUGGUGUGGUUUUAAGAACAGAUUUGUAUGUAUGCAAAGCCAAAAACCUUUGGACAACCCAACUGAAAUUCAGUGGGGAUUUGUGAAUGGUUCUCAUUGGCUAAUGCUCCAUUUUACUCAAAUGUAUUCUGCCCAAGCUCUGCACCCCCUCCCUCUCGGUCUAUCUGUCUUUUUCUGCAGGUGGUGUUCCCUGUUGGGGCCAUGCAGGACCAGAGUCUAGGACCAGGGCAUGCGGACCCCUGAUGACAACAACCAUGAAAGCUGAAGAUGGCCCCAGAAGACCAGCCCUAGAAGGAUCCACACAUUGAAGAUGACCACCAAUGACCAGCAUAGAGGAUCCACACACUGAACGUGAACCUAGAAGACCAGCAUACCAGGAUCCACACACUGAAGACAGUGGCAGAAGAAUUACACACCUGGCCCCAGGGCAAACCACUGAUAGGGCCCCCCAUACAGCCUGCCAAGGUCACAAUAGGGCCCCCACUAUCAAUACGGGAGGGCCCUGGGCCCAGGGGCAAAUGCCCUGCUCGCCCCUCCUAUAGCUCCGCCCCUGACUGAAGACGACCAUAGAAGACCAGAGACCCACAGCAUGGAGAAGUUACAUCAUCAUCAUCUCACAGCUUGACAGAAGACAGAAGAUAUUUUUUAAUGAUCUGGACAUAUCUGAUGACAAAACCAACACGGAAUACAUGAAAACCCAAUGAAAAUGGACAAUUUUUCAACAUGGACAUUCUUUAUGAUCACGUCAUACUUUUUUCCGCCUUAGUAAAUGAUGUUUUUGACUUUGAAAAA
Engraulis encrasicolus (European anchovy) is the source of this 4834-nucleotide messenger RNA. RefSeq lists its product as uncharacterized. Lineage: Eukaryota; Metazoa; Chordata; Actinopteri; Clupeiformes; Engraulidae. Gene Ontology annotation, biological process: mitochondrial fusion. Bases 893 to 3013 code for a protein of 706 amino acids. The record is from RefSeq and is a predicted model, not a curated record. The transcript has 14 exons.